This is a messenger RNA of Planococcus citri (citrus mealybug), 3185 nucleotides long. RefSeq names its product pelle-like serine/threonine-protein kinase pik-1. Gene Ontology annotation, molecular function: ATP binding; protein binding; protein kinase activity. Gene Ontology annotation, biological process: signal transduction; protein phosphorylation. The record is from RefSeq and is a predicted model, not a curated record. The coding region runs from base 267 to 2243 and encodes 658 amino acids. The transcript is spliced from 13 exons. Lineage: Eukaryota; Metazoa; Arthropoda; Insecta; Hemiptera; Pseudococcidae.
ACUACCUACUUCUCGUUAUCAUACCCAUACCACAAUCAGCUACAGUCGUCAAGCCGAACACAACCGAGCACAGUUUAAAUGAAUGUAGUACCUACAUUUCGUUUCUGUUUUACUUUCGUGUUUGUUAUUAGUACGUUAGUGAUAACGCUUUGUGAACGUAGUAUGUCGUCCGUCCAAUAUUCGGCUCUAAAUUGAUUCAUUUUAACAGUGUACGUUUUAAUUUAAUUUCAUGAAAAGUGUUUACCAGUUUAGCCUACGAGUGAAUUAUGUCAUCAUUUCGAUCGUCGAGUGAAACACAGUGUAGGAAACAAAUUAAGUAUGUGCAUGAACUCCCAUACUAUGAACGAAAUGAAUUGUGUUUAUGUUUGGAUUUGAACAACAAAUGGAAAGCUUUGGGAGGCAUAUACUUGAACUUCGAUUACCUUUUAUUAAACAGAUAUGAAAUGGCUGCUCAUCAUCGUUCUCCCACAGACAGCUUACUAAGCGAAUGGGCCAGUCAAAAUGGUACAAUUUUGAAAUUAUACAAAUACCUGCACAAACUGCAUAAUUACCAAGCUAUGAAAAUAUUGAAACCAUUUGUUGAUCCAAAAUAUCAUUGUUACAUUUUGGAGGAAGAUGAUGCUAAUAUUUCUUUCUCAACUGGUGGUGAAUACAACUUACGGAAUCAUUCUUCAAUCACAAAUCCAGUCAGUGCAUCAAAUAAAAAUAGAGUAUCAAGUAGAUCAAAUGCUGCUCAGCCUCCUGCUGCAUCACUUUCAUCUCAACGAAGAUCUAGGUCUGGUUCUGGAGAUACUCCAGCCACGCUAGAAACUAAUUUAACAAAAAUGUCUUUGGAUGCCUGCUCUGUUCAUAUACCUUACAGAGAGUUACAGGAGGCAACUGCAGGCUGGGAUAGAAGACUUACCUUAGGAAGAGGUGGUUUUGGGGUAGUUUUUAGAGGCUCUUGGAAGAAUACAGCAGUUGCCAUUAAACGACUUGAAUCACAGAGACCUAAUGACCCUCACUAUAAUGCGGCAGAAGUUCACAGACAGCAGUCUUUGAGAGAAUUGAAGUAUUUAAAUAAUUAUAAACACGAUAACAUUUUACCCCUUUAUGGAUACAGUAUUGAUGGAGAAAGGCCUUGCUUAAUUUAUCAGUUCAUGUCGAAUGGCUCCUUAGAAGAUCGAUUGCAAUGCAGGCAAGGCACCAGUGCUUUAUCAUGGUGGCAACGUGUGACCAUUGCAAAUGGGUCAGCAAGAGGAUUACAAUUUUUACACAGCAUGGAGAUACCUUUGAUUCAUGGUGAUAUCAAAAGUGCCAACAUACUUCUGGAUUGCAAUUUUGUUCCAAAAAUUGGAGAUUUUGGCUUAGCCAAAGAAGGUCCUAUCAAAGAUAUCACUCAUGUAGAAAUCACCAAAAUACAAGGCACUAAACCUUACUUACCUCAUGAGUUUCUUAGAGGAAGAAAAUUAUCAGUCAAAGUGGACACAUAUGGAUUUGGAGUGGUGUUAUUCGAGUUGGGAACUGGUUUAAGAGCUUAUGAUGGGUCAAGAAAAGAAAGAUUCUUGAGAGAUCAUUGCCACGAAGCAGAAAACAAUUCAGUAUAUUUAAAUGAUUCAAAAGCUGGGCCUGAAGAAGAUUAUUAUUAUGUACUUUUAAUAAAAUUGGGUGUUCAGUGUACUCAUGAUACUGCUAAAAGUAGACCACUCAUGGCUGAUGUACUGAAAGAAUUGGAUAAUAUGAUGGAAAAUAGACAAUUACUGAGCAGAAUGACUGCGUCACAGUUCACUGCUGAACGAAGGCUGUCCAUACCACAGGGCUCGCAUUCAAUUUUGGUGCCCCACUACUUAUAUCCAAGCCCUCCUGCCAGCAGACCUGCAGUGCUGAGUACGUCGCCUACAGCCCCAUCGCAUUUACAAGGUCCAAUUUUGGGAACUAUUGAAGGAAGUGUCGUGAACGUUCAAAGAAGAAUAUCUCCAGUUAUGCUUACACCUCCAAUGAGUAUUCAAAAUCCCACCAAUGAACAAGUUCUGAGUCACUGUCUCCUUGAUAAAAAGACUGAAAUACCAGUGAAUCCGCAAGUUAAUGUACAACCUCCUACAUCACAGCCAGUUAGUGAUACAGAACUUUCCUAUGGAACUUCUGCCAACUGUACAGCUUUGGAUAUUGAUACCCAUAAUUGUAUACCUGAAGGCGAAGACCAAAAUGAUCUAGAUAAUGCGCCAAUACCAGUCAAUAGCGUAUUAGAAAAUAAGCAGAGUUGAAUCAUGAAUGAAACUGUGGAAAUUUUAUGAAGUACUUAUACUUAGCUAUUGCAUUUAAAUUAUUUAUUUUUAUAGCAUUUUUAUUUGUGUGGAAAUAUGAAGCCUGUGAGAGCGAUUCAAGUCAACUACAGUGCUUCUUGAAAUUGAAUCCUAUUUCUAUACUCUAUAGUAACUAUCUAGGUACUCAUUUGUUGAAUAAAUGACAGCUAUUUUUAAAAUCAUAUAAUUUUCUGUUUUUAAUUCAAUUUUGCUGAAAUAACAUUCAAAAUCCCAUGAAAAUUUAGAUAAGUACGUAUAAUUAAAAUUAAACAAAAAAUUGAUCUGAUCAAAAAAGCAACAAUAAUCAAUCUAAAAAUUAAUUUUCCAUCUGCUUUUUACUAAACGUUAAUAAUAAUAAUAUUUUUAAAAAAAUACGCCAAACGAUUGCAGGCAUUAAUGUUCUAAAGACUGCUUCGAUAGAAUUCAAAACAAUUUUGUGAAAAAUUCAAUAAUUUUAAUUUUUCAUGCAGAAAAGUAAAAAAAAUAAAUAAAUAAACAAUAAAAUUAAAAAAAUUAAUCUAUGUACAUAUAAGUUUGAAUAAGAUCAAACACCUUAGUAAGUAUUCAUUUGAUGAAUUGAUAAUCGAUCAUGAUUGGUUUUUGAUUGGAAUCGCUAUUAAUACUGUUAAUUUAUUCAGAUUACUAUUAAACAUUCAAUAAAUAUAAAAGAUAAACCUCGAUGAUUGUUGAUUUAAUAUUACUGACGAUGAGUAAGCUGUACUUGAGCAUUUGAUAUCGUGUGAUAACAUCAUACAUUUUUUUUCUUUCUUGUUACCAUUUUUUUACUACUUUGUCAGUUUUUAUAUGUAUAUUUUUUUUCUCAAAUCAUCAACUUGAUGAAGAAGCAUUUUGUAUUGCCCAAUUUCAACUGUAAACCAUUAAAGUUCUUAUUGAAAUGUGUCA